AUGAACUCGUACCCAAUAGAGUUCCUCGCCCAUCCCCAGCCGCUCAUGUUCGUGGGCGGCCUGGGGACGCUUCCCCCAUCUACACGCAAACCAAGCAACUCGGAGGUCCCCCUAACCUCUCCCGAGCCAGAGCCCGAACCCGCGGCCCUCCCCCAAGACGACUUUGGGCAGCUUGCGACCGACCUCCGCUCCGCAUUGCAGCCCUACACGGCCCCACCUCGGGUAUGGGGCGGCGAAAACACCGACUUCCGUGUCGUCCUUGUCGACAAGGGCGUCAAACUCCCGCUCCGCAAGACGCCCGAGGGCCACUCCCCCCUCUCCCCGCUUACUCCCACCUCUCCUCUACAUCCCGACGGCCUCAUCGCGCCGGUGUGGAUUCGGAAACACACUGACCUCGUUCCCAGUGUGUUUGUUCUUUUUCUGCGGCUGUACGAGCCCUCUGGUCCGCCGUUAGGCGACGAGGCGGAGCGUAUGCGUGAGGCUGACGAGGCGACGGUGCGCGAGAUUAGCGAUAGGCGUCGGCGCCUCGGCGAGCGCGGGAUCCGCCUCACCGUCGUGCUCAUGGCAAGCACCUCGGCACUCGAUGCCGACGGGCUGGACGCGCGCUUGAGCGCAAUCAGGCGCGCGUCCCAGCUCUCUGCAAAGGCCUCCCUCUUCGUCCUUACGCCCGUCAAGGCGUCAGAGCUUCCCGACUUUGUGCGCAAUCUAUUCGACGCGCUGCGCGAGCCCGCGCUCGAGUACUAUGUCGCGCACGGGAAACGCAUUCGGCGCAAGCGUGGGCGCGGGGGUAAUCGGUCGAGAUCCAACAGUAUCGCUGGACGCCGGGGUAGCGCCGCACCCCUUGGUCCACAGGGAUGGACCAUACGGUACGACUUCAAGGCGGGAUGGUUUGCCGAGGUGCGCGGCGAGCUCGACCUCGCGAGGCGCCAUUACGAGGACUGCUGGAACGAGCUCGCACGCAUGUUUGGGAGCACGAGCGCGCUGCCACCACGCACCAAGCGGUGGGCCGAGGCCAAGGUGCUCGCGGACUGUCUUGACAUCUGCAAACUUCAGCUCUACGAGGGUGCUGCCACCAAGGUCCUUGUGCCGUUCUUCGUGCACCUGCGCCGCUUCGCUGACCUCUCCCGAGGCUGGGGCAUCGGCGAGGACACGUUCGAGUUCUGGUCUUGGGUCGCGCGACAGUACCGCAUCUUCGGUGAGGUGCUUGAGAUCGCGAUGGCCAACGCGAACGGCUUCCCAAUCCCACCUCUUCCGACUCCGACAUACCCUCAACCUCCGACAGGUAACGUCCUUCCCCCAGCUCCGGAAGAGAUGAACACGCCCGUCUCUAUUGCCAACCCACUGCAUGUCCUCCAGCCGCCUGCGUUCUACUUCUACACUGCCGCGACGUGCACCCUCGAGCGCAAGGCGCGGUACGACGCUGCGGUUGCAGCCGAACAUGCGGCCGGGUCGUCUGGGUUGGCAGCCGUGCCCGGCUUCGCGAACGAGAAGAGCGUCGAUCACGCUGGGUUAGCGGUCGAACUGCUGAGCAAAGCGAGCACGAUGUCGGGCGAGCAUUCCGGCUUGGCGCUGUAUGCCGCCUUCCGCAUGGCCCAAGUUCAAGCGGAAGCUGGCCUGUAUGAGGCUGCGGCAAAGACGCUCAAGGCGCUUUCCGACGCUACAGACAGCGAGGACAGGGUGGAGUGGGCCAAGCUCGAGGAGCAGUCUCGGACUCUCUGGCUGGAGUGUGCGCGGGCGACCGGCGACGUUGACACAGCUGUGCGCCUGCUCGCGUCGCUUCCAUCAGCAGAGGCUCAGGACGACCUCCUCGGUCUACUUUCCACAACGAAGCCUGGGAGCGACGAGCCCAUCACCUCGUCUGCCCAGAUCAUCACGCUCUCAGCCGGCUUCCGGGCGGACAAAGCGGCUACAGGCAGCAGCGUACCGUUCCAGCUCGUCCUGACCCCAAGCGCGGACGUCUCGCACUUGGCCUUUGAUCGCCUCCGCGUCUCGCUGAGCGACGGUACCGACAUUGUCGUGACCCACUCGGAUGGCUCACGAGAGGUAGCCCUCGGGCCUAUCUCGGGUACGGCCAAGGCUUCCGGCCCGCUGACCUUUGCCAACGAAUUGGUGCUCACCGGAACUGUCUCGGCCGACACUGAGCUCGAGGUUCUGGGCGCAGACCUCACCCUGGCGAAAGACGGGUGGGUGCUCACCUGGCGUCUCGAACCUACGCCGCUGGGCGUAUGGCGUGCGCACGGGACGGCCUUCGUGCCCUCGGCCGGCGUCUUCCCAUCAGUGACCUUUGCGCCACCUCCACACGCCGUGUCGCUCGACCUCUCCGCCCCGCCCGUCGGCUUCGAGGGCGAGUCUGUCCCCAUCACGGUCAAGGUCACGAGCGACGACGAGCGUGACUUGGCGCUAAGCCUCAGCGUGCUUCUCCAGCCCGGUGACGAGCCUGACGGGAGCACGAUCUCGCACGGUGACGCCAGCUCUGACGCACUCCUCAAGGACAUUCCGCUCAUCCUCAUCGACGGAACCGCCGAAACGACAGUAUACCUCCUGUCUCCGUCGGCGCAUACCAAGAUGCUCGACGUGUCCCUCAUGUCCACCCUCUCGGGGUUGGGGGAGGAGACUACGCGCACCGCUGUCGUGCCUGUUGUCGAGCCGUUUGCCAUUAGCACAAGCACGCAGCCUACCAAGGCUGGCGCGUUGCUGGCUGCAACGCUCAGUGUUCCCAGUCCGAGGGGGGUUGUGGUCGAGGGCAUGGCAUUGGUCGCGGAAGGGGCGCACGUGGCUAGCUCGAGUUUGGGCAGUGCUGAGUGGCCGCAGACCUGGGACCACACGACGUCGUUUGCCCUCGCGGCCAAGUUUGCGCUUCCGGCGCGCGCGCCGCCCGCCUAUGCCAUGUUGCGCGUGCGCUGGCGUCCCGCCUCAUCCUCAUCCUCAUCCUCGUCCAGUGACACAUUAACGGCGACGCUCCCGCUGGGCGCACUGCACGCGCCGCCACCCGAGGCGUUUGUUACUGCGAGUCUGGCAAGUCCGGCCGCCGUGCGCGCCCACACGCCAUUUGCAUUACAGCUGACGCUGGCCAACGCGCAUCCCGACACAGAGGCGUGGUUGACAGUACAUGGCGAGACGGCCGACGCGUUCGUCUGGGCUGGGCCGCGCGGCGCACGCGUGCCCGUGCCUCCAGGCGGGAAUCUCGUUGUCGACCUAGGCGCCGUGCCGGUGGGAGCUAGUGGUUGGGCCGCACUGCCACACGUUGCCGUGUGGCUGGGAGACGGGGCGGAUAGACGUGAAGUCCGCGUGGCGGCGCCCGCUGGCGUACUCGUUCGACCAUAA
This is a messenger RNA of Cutaneotrichosporon cavernicola, 3324 nucleotides long. RefSeq lists its product as uncharacterized. The transcript is spliced from 4 exons. Lineage: Eukaryota; Fungi; Basidiomycota; Tremellomycetes; Trichosporonales; Trichosporonaceae. Bases 1 to 3324 code for a protein of 1107 amino acids. The record is from RefSeq and is a predicted model, not a curated record.